AUGAGUGGUGGAUUACGCUCAAAAACUGCCGUUGGAAAUCAACCCAAAAUAUGUGUCGCGGAUCCGGUCGAAUCGGGACCAAUUAUCGCCUCUCGAAUAGUCGGUAAAACCGCAGGAUCGACUGGGAUGAGCGCGCAACAACAACCACGAACGGAAAUUCACAUACGUGGUCAAGCCAAGCCGAAUGACGGUUUCGUGCGGCCCACGUCACAGUCUUCCGCACGAACCCAAUCGGUCAGUUCGAUAACCGAUCGAAAUCUGAAAAAGUCCUCCAGUUAUCAGAAUCUAAAAGUCACGUCAACCAGUAAGGCACAUGGGAAUCCGUCUAACGUGGACUUACAAAACGGGAAAUCCACGAAACGCACUCAGUUGCAAUCGUCCAAAAAGCAUCAUGGAAGUGCUGCAAACCUGCCCGAUGCGUGUACAAAUAAUCAGGCCAGUUCCAGUUCCGAAUCCAGAUUUCAAUCGCAUCUAACCAGUUUCGACAGUCAACGGUCGCAUCGGAUUUCGGUUAACAGUGAUCUGCUUUCGCGUGUAGAGAAGGAAAAGAAACAGUAUGAGGCUCGUAUCUCGGAACUCACUCAGGUUACCGAAACCCGUAAGAUGGAAAUAGAAAAACUUACUUUCGAGGUUCGACGAGCCAAAGAGGAAUUGGCUAAAGCCACACAACUGGUUGAAGAAGCUCGCCAGGAAGCGAAUCAGAUGAGAGAACAGCUCAAAAAUGUGGACAACGGCUGUCCCCGAGACGGUGAUCAGCCAAACACAAACAGCCCGACACAAGGGGAAAAAGCCACACAAAUUCCUCUCAACACAAUUCGCAAGCCUGUCUCUGUGCCACAUUCUCCGCCAGAAUCGCUUGGGACCACCACUCGGCUCACUCCAGGAGGUGCCACUACUGGUAUCACUGGCACGGUCACUGUGAGUUCCGUUUCCAGUGAUUUCAAUGAGCCGACAUUUUUGGAUCUGGGCAAUAUUGAUAAUGCUGCGGACUAUGCGUCCCGAUUUCGUACCGGUGUUAUGUCCAAAAUGGAAAUCAACAAGCGUCCAGUUCCGUCCUCGGGAGUUUUUGUGGCCACUUUACAAGGUCGUUUGUUGCAGAUGGAAGAAGCCAACUAUACCACAAAUGAGGAGUUACAAGCUACACUACAAGAGUUGUGGGAUUUGCAAAGAAGUGUUGACGAGGCACACGAAGAGGCGCAUAGUCUGGCGUUUGAACGGGCCAUCCUAUUGGAAGCGUUGUCCACACAGACAACUAAAUUGGAACAUUGUCGUUUUCAGAUUGAACAGCUCAAACAUUUACUCCUGACCGAUCGUCGGGCACAGGCGACCGGUUCGCGAGAGAAUCAUUUCUGCGAGUUGUACGCCUCGAUUGAACAGGAAAAGCAAGUACUACUCACCCAGAACAACGAUUUGGCUCAGAGCAGCGAUAGUUUGGCUCGCGAGUGCCGUAUUCUGACCGAGAAAGCAGCUCAGUUGCAGGAUAAUUUCGACGCUUUGGAGGCGGAACAUGCUUCACUGAAAAUGGCCUACGAUACCGUUUCAUCGGAGCUUAAAACCCUAAAAAUCAAGUACAAUGUGGAUGGAGCCACGGAACUGUUCUGCUUAUCAGACUUGCCCCAGGGUGUGUAUACGGCAGAGAAGAAUGGCACGACCGAAUGUGUACCAACUGAUAAACAAAUACUGUGCUCCGUGUGUAAUAACGAAAUUUCUUCGGACGACCGUUCCAAACUAUCGGAAUUGACCAAGGAACUUGCUGAUCUGCAGGAAAAAUACGAACUACUUCAGGCCGAACGAGAACGGGAAACGACCGAAUGGCGUCUAUAUGAACGGGAUCUGUUGAAAACCGUUCAGGUUGCCGAUGGCAUCAAGUCUGAAUCGGAGGCUGAAGCUGGACGACUUGCGUUGGAGAACGACUCGCUUCGAGAACAGGUAUGUGUGUGUGUGUCGAAGUAUGAUUAA
Molecule: messenger RNA, 1959 nt
Organism: Echinostoma caproni
Lineage: Eukaryota; Metazoa; Platyhelminthes; Trematoda; Plagiorchiida; Echinostomatidae
Source: the annotation of a GenBank genome assembly